AUGUAUGUGAAUGACAUACUAUUAGCUGGAAAAUCUACUAAACAAAUAACUGAAUCUAAAGAUCAGUUAAGAAGUCAGUUCAAUGUCAAAGAUAUGGGACCGGUAGAAUACUUUCUAGAGGUGAAAGUACAAGAUCUAGAUAAAGGAAUGGUGUGGAUAGGUCAGACAUCUUAUGCAGAGACUAUAUUACAUCAAUUUUCAAUGUCUGAUUCUAAAUCAGUCAGAUCACCAGUUAAUCCGAGUAUUAGCCUCAGUACAGCUACAGAUGAGUCUACACUAUUUGACCCUGAGAAAUAUCAAUCAGCAGUUGGAAAACUUUAG
Messenger RNA from Amphimedon queenslandica, 321 nucleotides. RefSeq lists its product as uncharacterized. The coding region runs from base 1 to 321 and encodes 106 amino acids. The transcript has a single exon. Lineage: Eukaryota; Metazoa; Porifera; Demospongiae; Haplosclerida; Niphatidae. The record is from RefSeq and is a predicted model, not a curated record.